This is a messenger RNA of Miscanthus lutarioriparius, 1566 nucleotides long. NCBI's taxonomy places the organism in Eukaryota, Viridiplantae, Streptophyta, Magnoliopsida, Poales, Poaceae. The record is from the annotation of a GenBank genome assembly.
AUGGAUCCCAACCUCAAGUUGAUCCUCGAGGAGAUUCAGAAGUCCAAGGACGACCUCAAUCGGAGGUUCGACGAGCACAACGAGCAAUGGACACGCCACUUCUCCGACCUUGACAGUUCCCAUUCCACCAGCGCCGCCGCGGUGGACAAGCGCUUCGACGCCCUGGAGACAGCCUGCACCGACCUCGCCACCAACAUCGACAAGCGUGUCGUCGACUUGGAGCGCGCCGACCGCAUCACCGCCUUGGAGGUGGCGGCCUCAGAUCUGGGAACAUGGCACCCGGAGGUUGAGGCACUGGUCGACGAUCUGAAGAAUGAGGUGAAGAAGCUGUCACAGGCGUACGACUGCAAGGCUCCUUCCCCAAACACCUUUCACCAUCAUCCUGCCGGUCGCCUUCCUAAACUUCCCUUCAACAAAUUCAAUGGUGAAAAUCCCUACCUCUGGCGUUUCAAUUGCGAGAAAUACUUCAACAUGAACACAGUUGAUCCAUCUCUGUGGGUCAGCGUGGCUUCCAUGUAUCUAGAGGGCAACACAGCUUGCUGGUAUGAGUCCAUCGAUAAUACACCUGCCAUCGCUACAUGGGCCACUUUCUGUCAAUCUCUCCAUGAUCGUUUUGAUCGCGAUCAACAUGAGGCCUUCAUACGCCAGCUCUUCCAAAUUACACAAACCUCUACUGUCACCGAUUAUGUUGAGCGUUUUACCAAACUCGUUGAUCAGCUCAAGGCCUAUUCUGCUACUACCGAUCCACACUUCUAUACUAUGCGAUUCAUUGAUGGACUCUGGCCUGAGCUUAAAGCAAUUAUUCUUGUUUCCAAACCAAAAAGCUUGGAUGCUGCUAUUUCUAUGGCAUUGGUGCAGGAGGAGGUGGCCACGGUACCGAUGUCUCGCGCGCCGUCCCAGCUGGAUUGGACGUCGUCCACCAAAUUUAUUUCGAAGACGGCGUUGCCAUUGCCGCUCCCACCGCGGCCUGACAAGCAGCCAGCCCCCACUGCGGCAACAACGUCCCCAGCCACUAUGUCCGCUGAUGCUAAGUUGGCCGCCGUCAAGACAUAUCGAUGCGCCAUGGGGCUCUGUUACAAGUGCGGCACGAAAUGGAGCAAGGACCACAAGUGCAAUCCUCAGGUCCAGCUCCACGUUGUUCAGGAACUGUGGGAUCUCCUUCAAGAUGAUGACUCCCCAGCAGAUGCAGCUACCCCUACAGAUACUGAACCUCAUGUUUUCUUGGCUCUUUCUCAAUGUGCUCUUACUGGCAAUUCUGCUCCUCGCACCGUUCAGUUUUCAGGGACAGGUCGGGGCAUUCCAUUGCACAUUUUACUAGAUUCCAGCAAUUCAACAUCUUUCAUAAGCGAGUCGGUGGCAACUCAGCUUAGUCAGGUGUCUGUUAAGCAAUCUCCGUGCCAAGUUCGCAUUGCUGGUGGUGGUACUCUUACAAGUGCAGUUACCCUGCUUGCUGUUCAGUGGUCUAUCGGGCAACUCUGUUUCACUUCUGAUCUUCGGGUUCUCCCACUGACUGCCUUUGAUAUGAUUCUUGGGAUGGAUUGGCUAGAAUCCUUUAGCCCUAUGUAG